AUGUCUCAUGGUGUCGAAGAAGGUGAUGACUCAGUCAUGCAUUACGAGGAUGAAGCUCCUGCCGUGGUGAUCGCUCCUGCGCCGGCGGAGGCAGCUGUCGUGGAGGAAGCGAAGGUUGAGGAAGCUCCUGCGGCGGUGAUCGCUCCUGCGGUGGUGAUCGCUCCAGCGCCGGCGGAGGCAGCUGUCGUGGAGGAAGUCGUCCCUCGAUACCCGGCUCCCCAGGAGGUGGUUACAGCUUUGGCUCGGGUGAACGAAACCAUCCAUGCCGUCGAUACCUUUUUGGCGCAGAUCGACCAAGUUCCAGCUCCUGAGGAGCGGAUGUUUGUCUCGGUAUACCUCGACCCGGCUUUCCUCAACCGGCUUCACAGGGGAUCCACUCUGGAGAGCGCAACGGCUCGUAGAGAACUUGAGAAGAUGUUCUUGGAUGCGAUUGAAGCUGAGUUGGCGAAGCAGGGGGGCGACGGAGGAGCUGGCGGAGGUGUGAACGGCGGAGGAAAUGGGGACGACGGCGGAGCUGGCGGAGGAGUCGGCGGUGCUGUCUCCAACAACGGUUGAUCGUGGUGCAACGUUUUCGUUAAUAAUGGGCCUUGGGUAUACGAUCCGAGCGUAAUCGCAUCAAUAGAUACGCGACCACCUGAUAUAGAAGGCGAAAAUGGGAGGGAAAGAAUGGCAUUUUUUUAGUCUACGCGACCGAAAGUACCCGACGGGUGUGAGAACAAAUCGGGCGACGAAUACAGGAUACUGGAAAACUACAGGAAAAGACAAAGAGAUAUUCAAUAGCACAACCUCAGAGUUGGUCGGAAUGAAGAAGCUACAAAGAUAUCUAUCCAUUGGCUUCACCAGACACCUCACCUAUCAAUAAUCGAGAGAAGCUACAACACAAAGUCACAAAUACACAAUCUAUAAACCGUCUUUUCCAGCAGGAAAUUUUGUGUUCUUUGUUGAUAUUUGCAAAAUAAAACAUUGCUGAUGAGACCAAUCAAAGUUUCUUUAAAUCUAAAGAGUAAGAAACAAAGGGUACACACACACAUACAUAUAAAGAGAAGAAACCUUAAGCCGAAGAAGAAGCAGCAGAUGAAUCACUCAAGGACGUGGCGUUGGUGUCGAUAAUUCGUUUCUUCCUCUCUUCCUCAUACUCAGCAUCAUCAGUCUUAAGCUGAAACCUACAAACAGGACAAGAGUUCCUCGUCCCUAACCACGGUAAAAUACAAUUACCAUGGUAACAAUGCCCACACGGUAACUUCUUAACAGUUUCACCAACAACCAUCGCAUCUUUACACACCGCACAAACUUCAGAAGAGCCACCAACCUCGUAACUCUCUAACUCCUCAAUCGCCGAUUUAGCAGCCGGCGGCGCUCCUCUCCUCCCACCACCACCGCCGCCGUCUCCGUCAGCUAGAUUCUGGAGAAGCGCCUCGUAAUUAGCUCCGUCGUCGACGUAAUCAGAUGAAUUUAGAGUGUACCGAUCUGAAUUGUCUUCGAUUCCCAUUAGAAUCUCGGCCCAAUCGAGAAUCCGGUUACGUCCGGUUAUCGAUCGGCUCGUGAUCGGGAUUACAUCUUCUUCUUCUUCCUCUUCCUCUUCCUCUUCUUCCUCCUCCUCGUCUUCGAUUUCGAUUUCGU
Messenger RNA from Eruca vesicaria subsp. sativa (arugula), 1620 nucleotides. Lineage: Eukaryota; Viridiplantae; Streptophyta; Magnoliopsida; Brassicales; Brassicaceae. The record is from the annotation of a GenBank genome assembly.